Molecule: messenger RNA, 758 nt
Organism: Lycium ferocissimum
Lineage: Eukaryota; Viridiplantae; Streptophyta; Magnoliopsida; Solanales; Solanaceae
Exons: 2
Coding region: 98-454 (118 amino acids)
Molecular function (GO): phenylpyruvate tautomerase activity
Source: RefSeq, a predicted model, not a curated record
CCCUUCGCCAAAACCCCAACCCCCAAGUGUAAAUUAUUUUGCUGUUUUGGAACAAUCAAGAAGACAAAAAGGUCCAAGAAAAAGUGAUAAAUAAAAAAUGCCAACUCUAAAUCUGUUCACAAAUGUGCCAGUAGAUGCAGUAGUUGCUUCCGAUAUUCUUAAAGAUGCUACUAAAGCUGUUGCCAAAAUCAUUGGCAAACCCGAGUCAUAUGUGAUGAUCUUGUUGAAUGGAGGAGUUCCUAUUGCAUUUGCUGGUACCGAAGCUCCUGCUGCCUACGGAGAAUUAAUCUCCAUUGGUGGUCUUGGACCUAGUGUGAAUGGCAAACUCAGUUCAACCAUUGCAGAGAUUCUUCAAACAAAGCUGUCAAUAGACAGCGGCAGAUUCUACAUAAAGUUUUAUGAUUCUCCGGUAAGUCUUUACAAAAACAAAGAAGGAAAUGAUUUUCUUAAUUAGGUUUUGUGCAAGGCGCUUCCUUUUGUCUUGAGAAACUAAAGGACUCAUCUACUGCUUUUCUUUUAGAUGCCUGAAUUCAAUUGGAGCCAGUUCAAUCAGCCCUAGCGAAGUUGAGACCCUGUUUUUUAAAGUUGGUGUGAUAUAUUGAGCAUAUUGUAGGUUGUUUAAUAGUACGGAUCACUCUGCAUUUAAAUUGAAUUAUCUGUGAAGUUUGUUCAUUAGAUCAAAUUUCUGGAGAAGAACUACUUAAAAGUGUACAUCUUGAAAACAACUUUUACAUUAAUUUUAACUGAGGUUGCAUAGU